Colias croceus (clouded yellow) is the source of this 1526-nucleotide messenger RNA. It is a transcript of the gene U2af50, whose product is annotated as splicing factor U2AF 50 kDa subunit. The record is from RefSeq and is a predicted model, not a curated record. The transcript is spliced from 8 exons. NCBI's taxonomy places the organism in Eukaryota, Metazoa, Arthropoda, Insecta, Lepidoptera, Pieridae. Gene Ontology annotation, biological process: mRNA processing. Bases 124 to 1377 code for a protein of 417 amino acids. Gene Ontology annotation, cellular component: nuclear speck; commitment complex; nucleus. Gene Ontology annotation, molecular function: pre-mRNA 3'-splice site binding; poly-pyrimidine tract binding.
GGAGUACUAGUGUUCUGUGUCUGUGUCUUUAGCGGUCUGUCGCGUCGCCAUUUUGUAUAAAUGCAAGCGUUUCAAUUUAUGUUGACUGUUGUUUGUAUUGUGAAUUUAAUUGGUUAAGAAAAAAUGGGUGAAGACAAAGACCGUCGACGCAGAUCACGUUCACGAGAAAGACGCCGUAGUCGUUCGCGAUCUAGGGAUCGUCGAGAAAAAAGGCGCAGCAAAUCUAGAUCGCCAUCGAAGAGAUCCCGUCGUCGUAAGCCGUCUUUAUACUGGGAUGUACCUCCACCAGGCUUCGAGCAUAUUACCCCAUUGCAAUAUAAAGCCAUGCAAGCAGCGGGUCAAAUACCGGCGAAUAUUGUGGCAGAUACGCCACAAGCUGCCGUACCAGUUGUUGGCUCUACUAUAACACGUCAAGCACGACGCUUGUACGUUGGCAACAUACCAUUUGGAGUGACUGAAGAGGAGACAAUGGAAUUCUUCAAUCAACAGAUGCAUCUUUCAGGGCUGGCUCAAGCAGCCGGCAACCCUGUUCUAGCAUGUCAAAUUAAUCUCGACAAAAACUUUGCAUUCCUUGAAUUUAGAUCCAUAGAUGAGACAACACAAGCUAUGGCAUUUGAUGGAAUAAACUUUAAGGGGCAGAGUUUAAAAAUUCGCCGUCCACAUGAUUAUCAACCAAUGCCUGGUACUGAAAAUCCAUCUAUCAAUGUUCCUGCUGGUGUCAUAAGUACAGUUGUUCCAGAUUCGCCUCAUAAAAUAUUUAUUGGAGGUCUGCCUAAUUACCUUAAUGAGGAUCAGGUGAAAGAACUUCUGAUGUCAUUUGGACAGCUAAGAGCUUUCAAUCUCGUGAAGGAUUCAUCAACAGGUCUCAGCAAGGGUUAUGCCUUUGCUGAAUAUGUUGACAUAACUAUGACAGACCAGGCUAUUGCUGGUCUCAACGGUAUGCAACUGGGAGAUAAAAAACUGAUUGUGCAGAGAGCAAGUAUCGGAGCAAAGAAUUCCACAUUAGCUAUGACGGGUGCAGCGCCUGUGACGCUGCAAGUGGCCGGCCUGACGCUGGCUGGAGCGGGUCCACCUACAGAAGUGUUGUGCUUAUUGAACAUGGUCACACCAGAUGAGCUUCGUGAUGAAGAGGAAUAUGAAGAUAUACUUGAAGAUAUUAAGGAGGAAUGCAACAAAUAUGGUUGCGUGCGAAGUAUAGAAAUUCCGCGACCAAUAGAAGGUGUUGACGUACCGGGAUGUGGAAAAGUAUUUGUCGAGUUCAACAGUAUCGCCGAUUGCCAGAAAGCGCAACAAACACUCACAGGAAGAAAGUUCAGUAAUAGAGUCGUCGUCACCUCCUACUUCGACCCAGACAAAUAUCACAGAAGAGAAUUCUAAUGAUCUGUCCAUCUAUUCAUCUCAUUCUGAUUUCAUUAUGAACUAAUUUUCUACAACCUUGCAUUGAUUGACAUGUAAAUUUACACGAAAGUACAUGUACCUUCUAAAAAUUAUAUUAAUAAUAUGAUAUAAUAAAUAAAAACAAAUAC